Molecule: messenger RNA, 1692 nt
Organism: Salvia hispanica
Lineage: Eukaryota; Viridiplantae; Streptophyta; Magnoliopsida; Lamiales; Lamiaceae
Gene: CLPS3
Product: CLP-similar protein 3
Biological process (GO): tRNA splicing, via endonucleolytic cleavage and ligation; mRNA 3'-end processing
Cellular component (GO): nucleus; mRNA cleavage factor complex
Molecular function (GO): polynucleotide 5'-hydroxyl-kinase activity
Source: RefSeq, a predicted model, not a curated record
UCCUUUUCGAAAGUGAUUGAGGCAUCCCUACUGUCGCUGCCGCCACCCUACGCCGGCGGUUCUCCUUCUGCCCUGCAUAUAAAUAUAUAUAGCCUUAAGAUUUUCAAAGAUCAUGAAGUAAUUACUGUAAUUGAUUAAUUUGUUAUCUUUAUCAUUAACCCAAACAUCGAAACUGCUUUGAAUGGCUUACGGCGGCCCCGCCGUUGCUCAGACCGCGCCGCCAGGUAGCUCGGAAACAGUGAGGCAGGUGAAGCUGGACAAAGAAUGCGAGUUGAGAGUUGAAGUCGGUCCCAAUUUUCCUCUUCGCCUCCGCUUGCUCACCGGCACCGCCGAGAUAUUCGGAACGGAGAUUCCGCCCGAGAUUCACCUCACGUUUCCUCCCGGUCACAAAUUUGCUGUUUUUACCUGGUAUGGAGCUACAAUUGAAAUUGAUGGUAUUACUGAAACUGAUUAUACAGCUGAUGAGACGCCCAUGAUCAGCUAUAUCAAUGUGCAUGCCGUGCUGGAUGCUAGAAGAAAUCGUGCUAAGGGUUCACCCAGUGAUUCUGAUGAUUCUCAGGGACCAAGGGUUAUUGUCGUGGGACCUACUGAUUCUGGAAAGAGUACAUUGUCAAGAAUGCUUCUAAGCUGGGCAGCUAAACAGGGAUGGAAACCUACCUUUGUAGAUUUAGACAUAGGCCAAGGAUCUAUAACAAUUCCUGGAUGUAUAGCUGCAACUCCGAUUGAGCUUCCUAUUGAUCCAGUGGAGGGAAUUCCUCUUGAUAUGCCUCUAGUUUACUUCCAUGGCCAUGUAACCCCUAGUGCCAACGUAGAGUUGUACAAGGUAUUGGUGAAGGAGCUUGCUCAAGUUUUGGAGAGGCAGUUUACUGGAAAUGUUGAAUCUAGAGCUGCAGGCAUGGUGAUUAAUACCAUGGGGUGGAUUGAGGGUGUUGGUUAUGAGUUACUGCUGCAUGCAAUUGAUACGUUCAAUGCCUCAGUUGUAUUGGUUUUGGGUCAGGAAAAGCUUUGGAGCAUGCUUAGAGAUGUUUUGAAAAGUAAACCUAAUGUAGAUGUGGUGAAGCUUCAGAAGUCAGGCGGUGUUGUCUCGAGAAAUGCAAAAGUCCGUCAGAAGGCCAGGGGCUCUAGGAUACGUGAGUACUUCUAUGGCCCUGCGAAUGAUCUUUCCCCUCAUUCUAACACAGCCAAUUUCAGUGAUUUGUUAAUCUAUCGUAUUGGUGGUGGACCCCAAGCCCCACGCUCUGCUCUGCCAGUUGGUGCAGAACCAGUCUCGGAUCGCUUAAGAGUGGCUCCUGUUAGUGUCAACCAAGACUUGCAUCAUCUUGUAUUAGCUGUCUCGUUUGCUAAAGAACCAGACGAAAUCAUGUCCAGUAACGUUGCUGGCUUCAUCUGGGUCACUGAUAUCAACUUCGAAAGCAAGAAAAUCACGUACCUAGCGCCCUCUGCUGGAAGCCUUCCCGGUAAAUAUUUGAUCGUGGGAAACCUAACGUGGUGCGAAUAGUGCAGUUCCGUUCGCUGCAAGCUUGUUUCCAUCGUCAUUGGACUUGAUCUCUCUAGGGUUUCUGUUGUAAAAUUGAUGCAAGUUCCAUAGUGUUAGUGCAGAACUGAGGUCUUGCAGAUGUCUGUAUACUAACUAGUUCUAUCAUGACUUGUACUCAAACGUGUUACUUUGUUAUAUGCAUGUUUACUUUAUUA